UAAUAUUCUAUCGCAAUGGAUGAAGAAUCAUUACGCCGUAAGACCUUAGUUGAAUUGAAAGCCCUGCUCUUGGAGAAGGGUCUUAAGACCAAUGGCAAGAAGGAAGAGUUAAUCCAGCGCCUGCUGAGUGCUUUUAACAAUGAUGAGAAACCAGAUCCUGCGGACGACUCUGGCAAGGAUGCCCAAACAAACGCAUCGGCACAGCAUUCUAAAGUGACUCCUUCCCAAACCUCCGUCAAUGCUUUAGUGGAUGACAGUGUAAGCGUUGGGUCAAGCCCUUUGGUCGGCAGUAGUAGCUCUCCUGUAAACGAGCCCGAACAGAAGAAUGAUGGUAACGACUCUCACAAAGGUACCACCAACGGUGCUCUUAGUGAGGAAGAAAAGAGAGCCCUUCGAGCCAAGAGAUUCAAUCUUACCACUGAUACCAAACCUACUGAAAACAAGACCAAGCUCAGGGUGAAGAAACGUUCAAGAAAAAUGGCAAGAAACGUAGAAACUAAGAAUAAUACUAACAUAUCAACCAAGUCGUCUCCAGUUCCUAAUGGUAGAGGUAGAAAGCAGCCCUUGGCGAUGACUAACAAGGUGACCAAGGGUCCAAAUAACAACAGGCAAAAUCCUGUUAUGAACAAUAGACGUAUUAAUCCCAGGAGAAAUAACGCUAACAAGCAGCAACAGCAAAACGUUAAAAAUACUAACAACAAACAACAGGAUACUACAACAAAAACUGAGAAAAGAACACGUGUUGAUAGGCGACUUAAACAAAAAGGAGUUGAAGGUGGUGUUGAACUUGAUGAAGCAGAACGCGCUCGCCGUGCGAAGCGUGCUGCUCGCUUCAACCUAAAGCAGUGAACCCAUAUAUACACUUCAAAGGACUGAUGCGUCUUUCUGAUAAAAUGUCUAUCAUAGGUCUUUUUUACACG
Molecule: messenger RNA, 920 nt
Organism: Babesia bovis T2Bo
Lineage: Eukaryota; Apicomplexa; Aconoidasida; Piroplasmida; Babesiidae
Product: SAP domain family protein
Exons: 4
Coding region: 16-849 (277 amino acids)
Biological process (GO): poly(A)+ mRNA export from nucleus
Cellular component (GO): nucleus
Source: RefSeq, a predicted model, not a curated record